AUGUCUGCGAUUGAACUAGAUUUGCUCCGGCGUGCCAUAAUUGAGGAAACAAAAUCCUAUUUGGUGACUACGGCGCAGUACGCCAAGACUGUGGAUGAUUGUGAUUCAAAAAUUGCGGAGAUGGACCAGGCCAUCGCAGCAAAGGAACGACACAUCAUUCAGCUUGAGGAUCUCAGGAAGAAAGAAAGGGCCAUGUAUGAAAAGUCCCUCAAUUUGAUGGAAUUACACUUGAUGGACGCCAACAGGAUUCUUGCAAAAGAGAUGAAGCACAAUCAGGAGAAUGCUUGUGACGUUAGGAUGUCAAUUACUAGAAUGGGGGACAUUGAAAGGGAAGUCACAGAGAGAGAGUCGCAUAUGAACAAAUGCAAAAGAUUCAGAGACAUUUUGUUCAAGAUGGCUUCUUUGAUGCAGAUAGAGGAAGACGCUUUCAUCCAGUCGCUAACACACAGCAGUGAGGAGGGGAUGGAGGUAAACGUCUCUGAGGAGCUAAUGGCUCUGGUGACAAAUUUGUCGGACCAGAAUCUGUUGCAGGUCAACGCCACAGAAAGACGGAAGGAAACACUGGACGAGCGCCAGACCAAUCUGAAGAAAAUACAAGAGAAAGGAAACGAUCAAAUACACGAUUUGGUGUUGACCAAAUUGGAGGAUAUGAUCAACAAAGACGAGGGGAGACUCGCCACACUCAAACGUCUGGUUGCAUUCACUCCAUCGUUAUCCGUGGACGACGACGAUGUAGAGUGGGACACUCUUAGCAGGAAGGUGACAGGAGUGUAUGAGUCCUGCAUGGGUAGGAAUCAUGUCUGCAACGCCACUGAAAUGCUCUGUAAAAUUGAGGGCCAUGUUUUGGUGCUGCUCGAUCAACUCGAAAGCCUCCCUCAAGAUGCACUGAAGACACUGAGGAGGCUCAUCCUGGCCGACAGGAUCAAAAAGAACACCGAGGAAAACCUGAAACAUCAACAGUUGAGAGAACUGGAAACGAAGGAGAAGUGUCUGAAAAGGCUGAUGAGCGACGUCAAGAAGAGGACCGGAAGAAAAUUGAUGUUGAGAUCCAUGAUCCCCGACGAUCGCAAAACCAAAGACGUGGAGGAGAGGCCGCAGACACCCGAGGAGAUUGUUUGGGACAAAGAGACGUGCGAAAAGGAGGAGAAGUCUGCUGUUGCCGCCCUGUGGGAGGAUUGGAGAUUGGCGAAGGCUGAAAAGGAGGCUAAACUGGCCGAGCAGUGCAAGAAGAAGAUGGAGGAGGAGAGUGCUGCAAUGUCUCACGCCCACAUCCCGACAAGGCGUUCGAACAGGGAAGGGUCUGGUCCCAAAUUUGGUGCAGUUGCCUUCAGGAUUCCCUCUGCCAGUACCAAGCGCCCACUGCCCAGACCUUCCAGGCCUAAACUUUCCAAAACUAAUUUCACCAACAGCUCAAGCAAGGAGGAAACGAGGAUCACACAACUACAACAGACCUGCCCCGUGUGUCAUCCGUUUGCAGCGGCCAGCGGCAACGAGCUGGAUAAACCAGCUAAGGUUGAAAAACCCAGGCUUGAUCUCUCGACCCUGCUCAGAAUGAGGAGACUAUAUUAAUCCAUAAUAUUUAUCAUAUUGAGUAUAUUUCUUGAGUGUGUUCGAUUCAGGUUUUCGCCGGGUGUUGC
This is a messenger RNA of Hippoglossus stenolepis (Pacific halibut), 1637 nucleotides long. RefSeq lists its product as uncharacterized. NCBI's taxonomy places the organism in Eukaryota, Metazoa, Chordata, Actinopteri, Pleuronectiformes, Pleuronectidae. The transcript has a single exon. Bases 1 to 1569 code for a protein of 522 amino acids. The record is from RefSeq and is a predicted model, not a curated record.